Cutaneotrichosporon oleaginosum is the source of this 1670-nucleotide messenger RNA. RefSeq lists its product as uncharacterized. Gene Ontology annotation, biological process: cytoplasmic translational initiation; biosynthetic process. NCBI's taxonomy places the organism in Eukaryota, Fungi, Basidiomycota, Tremellomycetes, Trichosporonales, Trichosporonaceae. The record is from RefSeq and is a predicted model, not a curated record. Gene Ontology annotation, molecular function: translation initiation factor activity; guanyl-nucleotide exchange factor activity. Gene Ontology annotation, cellular component: eukaryotic translation initiation factor 2B complex; guanyl-nucleotide exchange factor complex.
GAAGGGUGGAUGGACAAAGUGGAGGUGGAUGAUCGACUGGAAUUUCCUUACCUUGUCACCACCCACCACACCAUGGACCCCCGACAAAGCGAGCAGAAGCGGCCGGCGUACGACACGCAGGACUUUAUGGCUGUCAUCCUUGUCGGCAAGGGAGAAAACCUCUUCCCGUUCAAUGAGGGCCCGAAUGUCGUCCCCAAGGCGUUGAUGCCCGUCGGCAACAAGCCCGUUAUUAACAUCGUGCUCGACUGGGUGUUUGCCGCUGGCUUGACAGACGUCCUCCUCAUCGUCCCGCCGUCCGCUGGCGCCGCCAUCUCCGAAUACCUCACCGAAUAUCUCCAGCUCGAGUACUCGUCGUCGUCGCACCAGCGCGAGCCGCGCGUCGUGCUCAAAACCUACGCCGAGGGCGAGGACGACGAAGACGAUCUGGAAGACAAGAGCGGGACGGCGCGCCUGCUCAAACGUUUCCGCAACGACAUCAAGAGUGACUUCAUCCUUCUACCGUGCGACAUCUCCUUCCCGUCGUCCCUGACCCUCGCGUCCAUCCUCGACCGGCACCGCGCGACGCCAGACGCCGUCCUCACGAGCGUAUGGUACGAAGCGCCCGAGGCGGUGCGCGAGAGCGAAGAGCGCAUGCUCGUCGCGACGGACACGACGACCAGCGAGCUCCUGCAAGUCACGCCGCUCGACGACCUCGAAAACGCCGACCUCGACCUCCGCAUGGCGCUCAUCAGUGCGCACCCCAAGCUCUCGCUCUCCACCCGCCUCCUCGACGCGCACGUCUACGUCCUCCGCCGCACCGUGCUCGACCUCCUCGCGUCCCGCCGCAGCCGCGACCUCACCUCCAUGAAGGAGCAGUUCAUCCCCUGGCUGCUCAAGGGCACGUGGCAAACGGGGCUGGCGGAGCAGUGGGGACCGGUUCUCGACCCCCCGCGCCGCGACCCCUUCGCCGACGCCCUCGCCCGCUCCACCGCCGCAUACCGCUCGCAGCCGGCCGAGGCGCGCGAGGAAAGCGAGACGCCGGCCGAGAGCGCCGGCGAAGAGCUGCUGGCGUUCAAAGCCCGCGUCGGGCGCACGGGCAAGAGCGCGCGCGCACGCCACGCACGCGCGAGCUGGACGUGCCGCGUCGUCGUCGUCAAGCCAGAGGUGGAGCAGGCCGCUCCCGCCCCGGCCAAGGGCAAGGGCGCGAAGCCCGCCGGCCCAGAGCCAGAGUACAUCCUCCGCGCGAACAACAUCGCCGGAUACUGGGAGAUGAACAGGCAUCUCGUCAAGACGCUUGGGGGUGCGCCGCGCGCUAAAGAGGACAAGGAGGACGCGGUGGCUGCGAGCGCGCAGAUCUCGCCCGACUCGCUUGUCGGCGAGGGCGUGCGUGUCGGCGAGCGCGCGAGCAUCAAAAAGUGCAUCGUCGGCAGGCACUGCGUCAUCGGCAAGAAUGCAAAGCUCACCGGGUGUGUCCUCUGGGACUUUUGUGUUGUCGAGGAGGGUGCGCGGCUCGAGAACGCCGUGCUGGCGAACAAUGUGCGGGUGGGCGAGAAGGCGCAGAUCAAGGACUGCGAGUUCGGCCCGGGAUUCGAGGCAAAGCCCGGCGCCAUCAUCAAGGGCGAGCGCAUGGUCGCGGGCCAGGAGGCGUAGAGCGCCAGUAUAUAGUCGCAUGCACUGCAUAGCUACAGGAG